This is a messenger RNA of Exophiala viscosa, 1270 nucleotides long. Its product is annotated as COP9 signalosome complex subunit 5. The record is from RefSeq and is a predicted model, not a curated record. Gene Ontology annotation, cellular component: COP9 signalosome; cytoplasm. Lineage: Eukaryota; Fungi; Ascomycota; Eurotiomycetes; Chaetothyriales; Herpotrichiellaceae. The transcript has a single exon. Bases 126 to 1241 code for a protein of 371 amino acids. Gene Ontology annotation, molecular function: metallopeptidase activity; deNEDDylase activity; protein binding. Gene Ontology annotation, biological process: protein deneddylation.
GUCACCUCCAUCCUACUUGUUGCGUGCAGCCAGAUGAACUGCAUCGCGUUUACAUCUGCAACCUGAGUCAACCCUUGCAUCUAUGCUAGUGUGAUAGACAUUCCCGCGUGGGAGUUCAACGCAAGAUGUCGACUCUGUCAGCUCUUCGAAACUGGGAGGCCGAAAACAACAUCAUCACCAUCGACCCUUCCCAGAAUGCUCUCUAUAGCCUACCAGAUCCCGAAGCCUACAAAGCCCUGCAAAAUGCUUCGCCAUGGAAAAAGGAUCCAAAUUACUUCACCAGUGUCCGGAUAUCCGCUCUCGCGCUGCUCAAGAUGACCACACAUGCACGUUCAGGCGGCAGCAUCGAGAUCAUGGGCUUGAUGACUGGCUACGUAUCCGGCCGGUCCCUCAUCAUCACAGACGCUUUCAGAUUGCCCGUCGAAGGAACAGAAACAAGAGUGAACGCUCAUGCAGAUGCAGACGAAUACAUGGUCAACUUUGGUAUCGCAUCAAGAGAAGGAGGAGGUCAACUUGAAAACCCAGUAGGAUGGUACCAUUCACAUCCAGGGUAUGGAUGCUGGCUGUCGGGUAUCGACGUGAACACACAGAUGACGCAUCAAAUGGUGGAAGAUCCGUUUGUCGCUGUGGUCAUCGACCCAGACCGAACAGUCAGUGCAGGCAAAGUCGAGAUUGGUGCUUUCAGAACGUAUCCCGAAGGACAGCGGCCUAAGGACAAGCAGUUCACCGACGACAGCGACGAAUUCCAAGCGAUUCCCACAGGCAAGAUUGAAGACUUUGGAGCUCACGCCAACUCCUACUACGCUUUAGAAGUGACUCACUACAAGUCAACUCUGGAUUCCCACCUGCUGGGUCUUCUCUGGAACAAAUACUGGACAUCCACAAUCUCCCAAUCUCCAUUGUUCACCAACAAGGAAUACACCAACAAGCAAAUUGCAGACCAUGCAGUCAAGACCCGAGAAGCUGUAAAGAAGCAACGUACAGGCGCGAGCAUGGGAAGACGAGGCCAAGAACUGGCAGGCGGCGGAGACAAGAACUUCAAGAUCGUCCGCGACGGCUCAUUAGAGCAGGUCGUUCGGGGAGGAAACAAGAUCGCUUCCGAAGAAGUGGCCGGACUACUAGCCAACGAUGUCAAGACGAAACUCUUCUGGGGUGUCGUGCAGGAAGCACAGAUCAAGGCUGCCGGCCAACAGGCCACGAAUGCUGCAGCUGGUGUUGCGGUCGCCAGUAACGGUGGCUGAAGAGCAAGAAACUCAACAGCAUCAAAGAU